Messenger RNA from Orcinus orca (killer whale), 7113 nucleotides. It is a transcript of the gene AASS, whose product is annotated as aminoadipate-semialdehyde synthase. NCBI's taxonomy places the organism in Eukaryota, Metazoa, Chordata, Mammalia, Artiodactyla, Delphinidae. The coding region runs from base 131 to 2908 and encodes 925 amino acids. Gene Ontology annotation, cellular component: cytoplasm. The transcript has 24 exons. The record is from RefSeq and is a predicted model, not a curated record. Gene Ontology annotation, molecular function: saccharopine dehydrogenase activity.
CUUCCGAAGUUGAGCAAACACCUCCUCCUCAAGGCCCUCAUCCCAAUUUCUGCUGGGAAUUCGGAUCCUACUCAGCCCGGCCCCGGGAGCGCAGAGGCGGCGGGGACCGGACGAGUCACCAGGUUUCAAGAUGCUGCGAGUACCUAGGACCAAACUGGGCAGGCUGGGCCUCAGCCUCUCCAGGCUUCACUAUAAGGCGGUGAUGGCAUUGAGGCGGGAGGAUGUGAACGCCUGGGAGAGGCGGGCUCCCCUGGCUCCCCGGCACAUCAAAGGGAUCACCAAUCUGGGGUACAAGGUCUUAAUACAGCCUUCCAAUCGGCGGGCCAUUCACGAUAAGGAAUAUGUCAAAGCUGGUGGCAUUCUUCAGGAGGAUAUUUCUGAAGCUUGUUUAAUUUUGGGAGUUAAAAGACCCCCAGAAGAAAAACUAAUGCCUAAGAAGACCUAUGCAUUCUUCUCCCACACCAUAAAGGCUCAGGAGGCCAAUAUGGGUUUGUUGGAUGAGAUCCUAAAACAGGAAAUCCGACUUAUUGAUUAUGAGAAAAUGGUGGAUCAUAGAGGAAUACGGGUAGUGGCGUUUGGACAGUGGGCAGGUGUGGCAGGGAUGAUCAACAUUUUACAUGGAAUGGGUUUAAGGCUCCUUGCUUUGGGACAUCACACACCUUUUAUGCACAUUGGCAUGGCUCAUAACUACAGGAACAGCAGUCAGGCUGUGCAAGCUGUCCGAGACACUGGCUAUGAAAUAUCUCUGGGAUUGAUGCCAAAGUCGAUAGGGCCCUUAACAUUUGUGUUCACAGGGACUGGUAAUGUAUCUAAGGGAGCCCAAGAAAUCUUCAAUGAAUUACCUUGUGAAUAUGUGGAGCCGCAUGAAUUAAAAGAAGUUUCCCAAAAUGGAGACCUGAGAAAAGUGUACGGGACAGUGUUAAGUCGCCAUCAUCAUCUCGUCAGGAAAACAGAUGGUAUCUAUGAUCCUGUAGAGUAUGACAAAUACCCUGAGCGCUACAUAAGCCGUUUUAAUACUGAUAUUGCACCCUAUACAACUUGUUUAAUUAAUGGAAUCUACUGGGAACAAAACACUCCUCGCCUACUAACCCGCCAAGAUGCUCAGAGUCUCCUGGCUCCAGGCAAGUCCUCAGUUGCUGGUGUUGAAGGCUGCCCUGCACUGCCACACAAACUUGUGGCAAUAUGUGACAUUUCAGCUGACACCGGAGGAUCUAUUGAGUUUAUGACUGAGUGCACGACAAUAGAGCAUCCCUUCUGCAUGUAUGAUGCAGAUCAGCAUAUUAUUCAUGACAGUGUCGAAGGCUCUGGGAUUCUGAUGUGCUCCAUUGACAAUUUGCCGGCACAGCUUCCAAUCGAAUCUACCGAAUACUUUGGAGACAUGCUUUACCCUUAUGUUGAAGAAAUGAUAUUAUCAGACGCGACACAGCCUCUUGAGAGUCAGAAUUUUUCUCCUGUGGUGCGAGAUGCAGUGAUUACAUCCAACGGCACAUUGUCUAAUAAGUAUAAAUAUAUCCAGAAACUCCGGGAGAGCAGGGAACGUGUUCAGUCACUCUCAGCGAGCACCAAGAAAAAGGUCUUGGUUCUUGGAUCUGGUUACGUAUCUGAGCCGGUGUUGGAAUACCUGUCGAGGGACGACAAUAUAGAAAUAACAGUAGGGUCUGACAUGGAGAAUCAAAUCGAACAGUUAGGCAAGAAGUAUAAUAUAAAUCCUGUUAGCCUGUACGUUGGUAAACAAGAAGUGAAGUUGAACUCCUUGGUGGCAACGCAGGAUCUUGUCAUCAGCUUGUUGCCGUAUGUAUUGCAUCCUCUUGUGGCCAAGGCAUGCAUCGCAAGCAAGGUUAACAUGAUCACUGCAAGCUACAUCACCCCAGUGCUAAAAGAAUUAGAAAAGAGUGUGGAAGAUGCUGGCAUCACAGUCAUUGGCGAAUUGGGAUUGGACCCUGGUCUUGAUCAUAUGUUGGCAAUGGAAACGAUAGAUAAGGCCAAAGAAGUGGGAGCCACGAUUGAAUCUUAUGUUUCCUACUGCGGUGGCCUUCCAGCCCCUGAACAUUCAGACAAUCCCUUGAGAUACAAAUUUAGCUGGAGUCCAGUGGGAGUUUUGAUGAACAUAAUGCAGCCCGCCACCUACCUGCUCAAUGGAAAGGUUGUGAAUGUGGUCGGGGGUGUCUCCUUCCUGGAUUCGGUUACUCCCAUGGAUUAUUUCCCUGGAUUGAAUUUGGAAAGUUAUCCUAACAGAGACAGUACCAAAUAUGCUGAGAUUUAUGGCAUUCCGUCUGCUCACACUUUAUUACGGGGGACGCUGAGGUACAAGGGAUAUGCCAAAGCCUUGAAUGGAUUUGUAAAAUUGGGUCUUAUAAACAGAGAUGCAUUUCCUGCCCUUCGACCUGAUGCCAAUCCGCUCACCUGGAAAGAACUCCUCUGUGAUCUAGUGGGAAUUUCACCCUCCUCCAAGUGUGAUGUGCUUAAGGAAGCUGUCUUUAAGAAACUAGAAGGAGACAAUACCCAGCUGGAGGCUGUUGAAUGGUUGGGCUUGCUUGGGGAUGAACAAGUCCCUCGGGCAGAGUCUCUCGUGGAUGCACUCUCCAAGCAUUUGGCCAUGAAGCUUUCCUAUGGCCCUGGAGAGAAAGAUAUGAUUGUGAUGAGAGACAACUUUGGAAUCAGACAUCCUUCUGGACAUUUAGAAAAUAAAACUAUUGAUCUUGUGGUUUACGGGGAUGUCAAUGGUUUUUCAGCUAUGGCUAAAACUGUGGGGUUACCCACUGCUAUGGCAGCCAAGAUGUUACUUGAUGGUGAAAUUCAAGCUAAAGGCCUGAUGGGGCCCUUUUCAAAGGAGAUCUAUGGACCAAUACUGGAGCGAAUUAAAGCAGAGGGCAUUAUGUAUACUACACAGAGCACAAUCAAACCGUAAUUGAGAAUUAUAUUUUGUUUUUAUCUUCCCAGCCAACACAGCUCUGAACUUUUAGGCCACAAACAUGCUUGCUAAUGUGAUAUUUUAAAACAUAAAGCAUGAUAUGUUUUGAUUAAGUCAAUACAAUGGUGUUUUUGAAAUAUAAAUCUCUAUUUUAAUAUGAAAACAUUUGGAACAAGAGAUGCCAGUAAUUACCAGGGAACUUUAAUAAUUCUAUCAUGUAUUUUUUCAUGUGUAUGUAAAAGUGACAAUGAUUAUACUACUUGUUAAUUUAUUAUGCAACUUUUUUCUUACAAGAAUAUAUUUUCCGAUAAUUAGCAGAUGAAGUUUUCUCUUUUUAGUAAGAAAAAAAUUUCUUCAUGCAGCUUUAUUUUUCUAACGGAUUCAGUUGGAUGCUUUUAGAUCACCAAAGCUUUGCAAUAAUACUAUUUUAUGCCUUUUUGUAAAAUGAUGAUUCAUUUAGAAAGUGACAUUUCUUAUAGCUUUCUUUUAAUGUUUGGAGAAGGAAAUAGGUAAGACUAAAUCAAAAUCCACAUGGUCACCUCAUUAGGCACAGGAAAAGCAUUAACAAAUCCAACACACUUUUAUGAUAAAAACACUCAACAAACUAGGAAUAGAAGGGAAUUCUUCAACCUGAUAAAGGGCAUCUAUGAAAAAACCAUAGCUAGUAUCAUAGUUAAUGAUGAAAGACUGAAGGAUUCCCCCCUAAAAUCAGAAACAAGACAAGGAUGUAUACUCUUGCCAUUUCCAUUCAACUUGUACUGGAGGGUAUAGCUGGGCAAUUAGGCAAGAAAAUGAAGUAAAGGACAUCCAGAUUAGAAAGGAAGAUGUAAAACUAUCUCUAAUGUUAUACAAAGAAAAUUCAAAGGAAUACUCUAAGAAAACAUUAGAACUAAUACAUGAGAUCAGCAAAGUUGCAUGAUACAGGAUUAAUAUUCAAAAAUUGAUUGUAUUUGUAUACAAUAUCAAUGAAUGAAGCAAAAGUAAUAUUAAGAAAACAAUUCUAAGAAAAAGUGUAAAAUAGGAAUAGAUUGAGAGUCCAGAAAGAACUCAUAUUUACAGUCAAUUGACUUUUGAAAAAGGUGCUAGGACAAUUCAAUUGAGGAAAAUAAUCUUUUCAUCAACUUGUGCUGAAACAACUGGAUAUCCACAUACAAAAGAAUAAAGUUGGACUCCCUACCUCACAGCACAUAUAAAAAUUAUCUCAAAAUGGACCAAAUACCUAAAUAUGAGAGCAAACACUAUAAAACUUUUAGAUGAAAUCCUAGGUGUAAAUCUCUAUGACCUUGGAUUAGGCAGUGCUUUCUUAAAUAAAUGACACCAAAAGCACAAGCACUGAAAGAUAAAUUGGGUAUCAUCAUGAUUAAAAACUUCUGUGCUUCCAAGAAUACCUCAAGAAGGCAAAAGACAACCCAUAGAAUGAGAAAAAAUGUUUGCAAAUCAUAUACCAAGUGAGAGAAGAACUUGUACUUAGAAUAGGUAAAGAACUACUGUAUUCAAGAAAAAGUCAAAGAGCCCAAUUAAAAUAAAUGGACGAAGGAUCGCAAUUAACAGUUCUCCAAAGAAGACAUACAAAAGGCCAAUAAGCACAUGAAAAGAUGCUUAAUGUACAUUAGCUAUCAGGGAAAUACAAAUCAAACCUACAAUGAGAUACCACUUCAAAGUCACCAGGAUAGCUACUGUAAAAAAAUAAUAACAAGUGCUGGUGAAGAUGUGGAGAAAUUGGAGCCCUCAUAAACUGCAGGUGGAAAUACAAAAUGGUACAACUGCUUGGAAAAACAGUUUGGCAGUUCCUCAAAUGGUUAAACAUAGAGUUACCAUAUGAUCCAGUAAUUCCACUCUUUGGUAUUAGAGAAAUGAAAAUAUGUCCACGCAACACCUUGUAAACAGAUGUUCGUAGCAGCAUUAUUCAUUACAGCCAGAAAUCAAAACAAGUCAACUGCACAUCCAAUAAUAAAUGAAUAAACAAACUGUGGCAUAUCCAUACAAUGGAAUAUUAUUUGGCAAUUAAAAAGAGAUUAAGUACAGUUACUUGCUACAACAUGGAUAAAUAUUAAGUGAAAGAAGCCAAGCAUGAAAAGCCACAUAUUGUAUGAUUUCAUUUGUUUGAAAUGUCCAGAAUAGUCAAAUCUCUAUAUGGAGAAAGUAGAUUAGUGGUUGCCUAGGGCUGGGGGGUUUGGGGGCAAGUGGGAGUGACUGCUAAUGAGUUUGGGGGUUUUUGGGGGGAGAUGAAAGUGUAGAGUUGAUCGUGGUAAUGGAGGUGCAACUCUGUGAAUGUGCUAAAAAUCACUGAAUUGUGCACUUUGUGUGAAUUGCAUGCUGUGUGAAUUAGGUACCAAGAUGUACAAAUAAAACUUUGUUUCUCCUUGGAGGAAAGGAAUGUUUCUCUUUAGGGAUAAAAAUUAAACUUUCUGAGGGACUGUGCUCAUAUUCUGGCAUAUGAAACAUUCUGCCAUCGAAAUAAGCAGGUGUUAUAUGUGGGACAUAUGGCAGUUGAGAAAGCAUCUAUGCUUUUGGAAAAGGAUCAAAGUUGAUUACGACCUGGUCCCACCUGCCAAAAAUAUCAAUAAUGGAGAUCAAUAAUCUAUUAACAAGUAAAGACAUAACUGUUAUGAAAGUUUUUUGUUUUUAACCACAACAUUGAUUUUAACAUAAUCAAUUAGGAAAUAACACUUGUGUUGCGUUGAUUCCACCCCCAGUCUGGAUGAGCACCCAGAUGGCAUGGGAACUAGGGAACUAGCACCUUGGGUGGGAGCAGGAACCCACUGAGAUAAUAUAAUAACUAGUUUGGGCUUUAACUGAGUGAUAAAGGGGGUAUGAUUGAAGGGGGGCUGUCUAACGUUAGUGCUAGAAUAGGAAAUGUCAGUAAACUUGAGUAAAGAUAUAUAGAGUGAAACACGGCAUUGGCUCUCAGUAACAAGUUUUCUACCAGAAAUUUCAAUAGUAAAGGUGGUGGUGGUAGGAUCUGGGUAUGGAUGGGUAGAUUAUACUGUACUUAGAAGCAUGUGGCCCCUGAGCCACAGUUUGGGAAUCCCUGGUCUAACCAUUUCGGUAGACUUAAUGCUCACAUCUUCCAGGUCUUUCUGACUUUUUUGGCUUCCUCCAGAUAAUACUGAUAUUUAUAUUUCCAGCUUUCCUCAACCUAGACUCAUGAGACAGAAGUUUCUCUGAGAAGUAGUGUGAUUAGUCCUACAACAUACUAGCUGUUUCCUUUUCCAUAAACUGAAGACAGCAGUAACUCACAGCAUGGUUAUAAAGGGAACCAGGCAGAUGCUGUGUUACGACUUAACCUCAGAAAUCACGUAGCAUCACUUUCAUUGUAGUCACAAGUCCAUCCAGAUUCAAGGCAAGGGACCAUAGAUCCACCUCUCACUGGGAUGAGUUUCAAUGAGUCACAUGUGGGCUGAAAGCUAUUGUUGAGCUAUUUUUGGAAAAUACAAUCUGCCACAGGAAGGCACCCCAGAAGGAGAGUGGCAGGUAGGUGGAUUCUGUGAAUAUACAGUAAAUGACCCCAGUUAUCAAUGUUUCCUCAUUGGCCUUAGUUAUUGUCAAACCAUUUCAUUUUUUUUCUCCAGGUGGUUCUUUGAACAUUUUUAUGUAUCCUGUGAGAUUAGAACUAGACAUACUGUGUAAACAAAAUGUGGAAUGUUUUUCAUUUACUCUCUAAAAAGCCCAAGAAAUGUGCUUUUAACUUCCCGAGUCCUUUAAAACACUUACCUGAAGUAAAAGUGCUGUAAGAGACUUCUCUAAUAGUUUCCAUUAGGAAACUUAAUGCUAUAGUUUUCAAUACAUACCUUCAUUAAACAAUUUAGCAGCAAGGAAAAAAUUACUUGCAUUGGUUCAUUUCUCAUGUGGAUAAUUCAGAACUAAAGCAACUCCCCUAGGAUUGAAGCAAGAUAAUAGGAAUCUGAGAAAGUCAUGUCCAAAGCUUCAGAGGAAAGGAUUACAAAUUAGCAUAUCCGGGAAGUUUUUCAAAGGUCAGGCUGUGUGUCUUGAGCGGCUUAGAAUGUGUCCCAGGUGACAGGCUGAUUAGGAGUUUGUUGUGUACGUAACAAGAAGUUUCAAUCUCACACACAAUUUUUCUUACUCCCACUUCCAAAUCUUAAUUUUUCUUUUUAAAAAUGAUUACCUUAAGAAACUUGUUAACUUUAAUGCCAAGGAUGUCCAGAUUUGUUUUAUAUAUAUAAAUUUAUUUAUUUUUAAAA